CAGAAUUCCCCUGCUUUUACCCUGUUUCCUCUGCUUUCUGGCUUUGAGAAUAUCAAAAAAUGUCAUCAAGUGUGUGUCAAGGUCUGGAUUUCAAUGUCUUCAAUACUUCUGUUGGGCCCUCCCUCACUGAAUCCGAGGUCCACAAGGAGCAGAAAAACUUGAAAAGCAAUGACAAUAUUGAGGUGGGUGGAUGGAGUUUUCUCCAAUCUCUCACCAAAACAUCUGAAAUUGAGAAUGAAAAAGUGUAUGUCCAUCCCCUCCGAUCGUCGUCUUCUAAGCUUAGCACUAAGAGCUUAGAAAUGUGUACUGAGAGCCUUGGAAACGAAACUGGUAGUAAUUGUAGCGAAAGCAGCGACGAGAUUCAUUUCACUUCAUCACUAGAACAACUUGACAAUUGUGAGUCGUCACCCAAGUAUUACAAAAAUUGGGUGACUGAGAAAAGAAUGAAAUGUAGCGCUAGCUUUCCGCCUCCAUUAACUUCAAUUUGCAGAACAAAUGGUGUCCAAUUGAGGCCUCACAGGGAAGGUGGACGUCUGGUUCUAAAAGCUGAAUCUGUUUCUUCUUGCAUUACUUAUUUUGAAGCCGAGCGGAGCGACGGGCGGCUUAGGCUUCGUCUACUGCAAAAUUGCUCUCCUGACUGUAACCAUGAUCAUGAAGCUAAAUUUGAAGAAGAAGACGAAGAAGAAGAAGAG
This is a messenger RNA of Tripterygium wilfordii, 692 nucleotides long. Its product is annotated as protein FANTASTIC FOUR 3-like. The record is from RefSeq and is a predicted model, not a curated record. Lineage: Eukaryota; Viridiplantae; Streptophyta; Magnoliopsida; Celastrales; Celastraceae. The transcript has a single exon. The annotation marks the transcript as partial.